AAGUUUCAUUUGUAUUUAUUUUAAUGCUCCUUUUAUUUGUUUUUUUCAUAAAUAAUGUUGCUAUAAUUAUAAGUGCAAUAUUCUACUUUCUUCGAACUAUGAACAUAAAUAUCAUACCUUUAGUAUAUCUGGCUGUCGAUCAUAUUUAGAAUUUUGUUUACAUUGCGAGUAUCAAUAUUACAACAAUUAUGUUUAGGUUGUUGCUUAUUUGUAUGCUGAAUACUGCGUAUGUUUACAAUGAAAACACUAAAUGUGGAUGUAAUGUUGACCGGGCGCAAGGCUUUCAAAGUAAAUACCUAGAUCAUGAGCAGCAAUCGGAAGCUGAUCAUUGUCCGUCUGAACAUCACUCUAAUGUUGAAGAAGACGCAUCGAGUGACAUGGUGAUUGUACCUGCAGGUGAAUACCAACUCGGAACUGAUGAUGUCAUGAUCCAAGCUGAUAAUGAGGGACCGCAAAGAAUUGUUAAGUUAAAAAAAUUUGUAAUGGACAAGUAUGAAAUCUCAAAUAAGGACUUUAUGAAAUUUGUUUCAUCUACCAGUUAUAAGACUGAAGCAGAAACUUUUGGGGACAGUUUUGUUUUUACAUUGUUUUUGAAUGAAACAUUCAGAGAAAAAUUACAAGACUUCAGAGUGGCUCAAGCUCCAUGGUGGUAUAAAGUUGAUGGAGCCAAUUGGAAGCAUCCUUAUGGCCCUGAUUCAGAUAUUCAAGACUCAAUGAACCAUCCUGUGAUCCAUGUAUCCUGGAGCGAUGCUCAAGCAUACUGCAAGUGGAGAGGGGCUCGCCUGCCAACUGAAGGGGAGUGGGAGGCCGCCUGCCGCGGCGGUAAGCGCGGGACUAAGUACCCCUGGGGAGACAAGCUGUUUCCUGAUAGAACACAUAUGGCAAACAUAUGGCAAGGAACCUUUCCCAAUCACAACUCUGCAAAGGAUGGUUACAUUGGCACCAAUCCUGUGAACUUGUUUGAGCAAAAUGGUUUUGGUCUUCACAAUAUGGCUGGGAAUGUGUGGGAAUGGACUGAAGACUCCUGGUCUAAAGAUGCUCCAAAAGAAAAGGUGAAAAAAGGUGGUUCAUACUUAUGCCAUCGCUCAUACUGCUACCGAUACAGGUGCUCUGCGCGAUCUCACAAUACUGAAGACAGCUCGGCAGGAAAUUUGGGCUUCCGGUGUGCAAAGUCAGUUUAACCCCUCGACCGCUAAAGACGGCCGCAGAUGCGCACGGUUGCAGUCGUAUGAACCUUCGUGCAUUCAAAUAAAGAUUACAAUGGCACAUAAUAAUAGGUGUUACAUAUAAUAGGCGUGACGUUCAAAGGGUUAACUCUUUACCAUAACCCAUGAAUGGGCUUUAGUGUUCUUCUAUAAAAAAUGUAUAAAUUGCGAUAGUCUCUUUUGAAAGUUUAUACAGUAAAUCUUACCUUGUUUGAGUUUAUAUAGAUAUUUGCUAUCUGUUAAAGGCGGAUGCCCACUGCAGCGCACGGCCAUGCUUAUACGCGUGUUUUGAAGUCGCCAUGUUUGAAAAUGGACCCGCUUCUUACCUACUACAGGUUUCCGCCUUUAGGUGACUUAGAAAAUAACAAACGUCGUACCACAUUGUUUCUUUAGAUAGAUGUCGACGCAUAUCGAACACAUAUCGAAACAGCCUAAGUACAGAUCAGCAAGUGGCGGUGAAUUUUCUAAAUGUUGCAAAUGUUCCCAGAAAUUUAUAUUUUGGAAACCGAAAGUUAGAAUCUCCAUACAAAAAUAUGGGACGUUUCCGAAUUUUCCGUUGUAUAAAUUUUGCGACUUUGGAAAUUUCCUUCCAGUGGCACUUCAGAAACUCUAAAGGGGCCCACAGACUAUCAGACCGCCGGACGAUAUCGGCCUGUCAGAACAAAAAUUUGACAGUUCCGAACAAGUGACAGGCCGAUAUCGUCCGGCGGACUGAUAGUCAGUGGGCCCCUUUAGUCCUUAAAAUAUUUGGUAAGUAUGCUAAUGUGAGAUAUAUUAAGUUUUGUCAUUAAAAAAAUUCUGUCACUAAUUUGCGUGGACUUAAAAAAAUUGCGAUAUUAUAUUCGUUUAACACAUUAUCACAACAAACAAACAAAAAAACACAAACGAAAAAAAAAUUGUACUACCUACAGUUUUCCAAGUAUUUUGUCGAUUAAAUAAAUAUACCUAUUAGCCUAUUACCUAAAUGAAUAACGUUAGCGAUUUAAUAUAUACUUAAGUAGAUACAUCCAGUACGUAUACCUAAGAUAUUGCUACCCAAUUUAUUUAUAAACUACUAUGUCUGCUUUACAUUCAGGUAGUAUCUAACUAUUUAUUACAAAUUGCCAAGGAUUGUGAUUAUUUUGAUAUUUUAAAAUAUUAUUAGUAGGCGUACUUUUAUGCCCAAAUAAAAUGUUCUUUUAUUUACAA
Molecule: messenger RNA, 2393 nt
Organism: Cydia strobilella
Lineage: Eukaryota; Metazoa; Arthropoda; Insecta; Lepidoptera; Tortricidae
Product: formylglycine-generating enzyme
Exons: 4
Coding region: 189-1181 (330 amino acids)
Cellular component (GO): endoplasmic reticulum
Source: RefSeq, a predicted model, not a curated record